GGAUUUAUUUCUAUGGUGCAAAUCUAAAAGCUAAAAAAGAAAAAGAAAAAAAGAAAAGAAAAGAAAAGAAAAAAAAAAAAAAAAAAGGCUUUCUCUUUCUUUCUCUCUCUGUCGUACAGCUGCUAAUUGUCUGUGUUCUCUGGUUUUGUGUUUCGCCUUCUCCUCUUCCCGGGAAUCGAUACACUCUCAAUAAUCGACGAGGAGGAGGAGGAAGAACAAACAACAACAACAACAACCACAACAUCCUCAACGGAGCCACAUCAAAUAUCACUCACUAACAACACAACACAACAACAGGGGAGCUUUUCUUUCUCACGUUUCGGCCACCGGCCAACAUUUACCGGUGAGUCCUCUCUCCUUUUCUUCUUCCAUGUCUACUAAAUCUUCCUACGCUUUCUUUCCACGCCACCCUUCUUCUCUACUUCCCUUCACUCAUGCACUCGCUCCAAAUUCCAUUCCAUUCCAUUUCUCUACUUGAUUCUCAACAACUUCCAUCAUCAAUCCUUUCUCUUUUCAUUUUCAACUCUGGCAGACCCUACACAUCAAACCCUACCUUUUCUCCCCUUUUCCAUUUCCAUUUCGCCUAAUCUCGCCAACCAUCCCUUCGAUUUCAACUCCAGAAGGAAGGGGAAAAGAGCGAUUCGAAGAGUAAAGAUGUUGUGGAUUAUGAGAUUCUCCGGUUUUUUCUCUGCCGCUAUGUUGAUGGUCAUUCUCUCUCCAUCUCUUCAGUCAUUUCCCCCCGCCGAAGCCAUUCGCUCCUCUCACCUUGAGUUCAACCUCCGCCAGUCUGUUCGUCUUUCCGUCUCUGAUUCACCCACUCGGUUUCUCUUCCGUAGGUCGCCGUUGUAUCGCAAUGCUGAGCAUUGUAGUCCAAGAGACUUCAAAUUUUCGGGUAGAUUUGGUGUUUGUGAUCCCAGUUUGGUUCAUGUUGCGAUUACGCUUGAUGUUGAGUACCUUCGUGGUUCAAUUGCGGCUGUGAAUUCGAUUCUGCAGCAUUCCCUCUGUCCGGAGAGCGUCUUCUUUCAUUUUCUUGUUUCUGAGACGAAUCUCGAAGCCGUUGUUAGAUCCGCUUUUCCUCAGUUGAAAUUCAAGGUCUAUUACUUUAAUCCGGCCAUUGUUCAGAAUCUGAUUUCCACUUCGGUGCGGCAAGCGCUCGAACAGCCGCUUAAUUAUGCGAGGAACUACUUGGCGGAGUUAUUGGAGCCCUGUGUUCGGAGAGUUAUUUAUUUGGAUUCCGAUCUCGUUGUUGUUGAUGAUAUCUCGAAGCUUUGGAGUACUAAUUUGGGUUCUAGAACCAUCGGGGCACCGGAAUACUGUCACGCCAACUUCACCAAGUAUUUCACCUCACGGUUUUGGUUGGAGAAGCGGUUUUCCGGCACAUUUCUUGGCCGGAAGCCCUGUUACUUCAACACUGGUGUUAUGGUUAUAGAUCUCGUUAAGUGGCGACGGGCCGGCUACACGAAACGGAUCGAACGGUGGAUGGAGAUUCAGAAAAACGAUCGGAUCUACGAGCUCGGUUCCCUUCCGCCGUUCCUUCUCGUGUUCGCUGGUGAUGUAUCUCCCAUUGAACACCGGUGGAACCAGCACGGCCUCGGCGGCGACAAUGUGAAAGGCAGCUGCCGGAACCUCCACGCCGGUCCGGUUAGCCUUCUUCACUGGUCAGGAAGUGGAAAGCCAUGGAUGAGGCUAGACUCGAAGAAACCCUGCCCUCUGGAUUCCCUCUGGGCUCCAUACGACUUGUACGGCCACUCUCACUGAAGCACCGUCGCCGGUAAGAAAAGAAAAAAGACGAGAAAAAAAAAAAAAAGCCCUCCACAUCCUUCCCCUUCUUCUUCCCCCAAGGACUGUUUUGUCUCCUAAUUUAGUCCUUCAAAAUUCCCCAUUCUUUCUUCCUCCUCCAUUAAUUCAUAUUUUCUUUACAUAUUUUCAUUUAUUUUCUGGGGGAUUAUUGACUCUUCAUCAUCAUCAAAUCAUCUUUCUUCCUUUUUUUUUUCUUCUUAGACCAUUUGUAUUUUAUAUUCUACCCCAUUAUUAUCAUCGUCAUCAUCAUCAUUCCUUGUUCUGAAAAUAAGAAAUAGAAUGAAUAGCCAAUUUUUUUUUUUUUUAAAAAUAACUUGUUGUAUAGACUCCCAUGGAUUUGUUUGUUUUUUUCUUUUUCCUUUCCAUUUUCCUUUUCUAUCUAUAGAUGGUCUGUUUUUAUUGUUUGAUCUUUGUAUUUGAUUUUGGAAUUAAUGCCAUUGUAGUUUCUUCCUUUUUGCAUAGAUUUUGUACUCUCCCUGCUUUUCAGAUAUUAGAUUGUUUUUCUGAUCAAACCUCCCUUGAUUCACCAUUUCAGGAAACAUAAUUUUACUUCCUCUCUUAUCCUCAUCCUCAUCAUAACACUUGUAUUUCAUACUUAAUUCAUUCCCAUUGACCUAACAAAAUUAAAAAAAAAAAAAAAGAAAAAAAAAAAAAAAAAGAA
This is a messenger RNA of Cucumis melo (muskmelon), 2461 nucleotides long. RefSeq names its product probable galacturonosyltransferase-like 7. Gene Ontology annotation, cellular component: Golgi apparatus. Gene Ontology annotation, molecular function: glycosyltransferase activity. The record is from RefSeq and is a predicted model, not a curated record. The transcript has a single exon. Lineage: Eukaryota; Viridiplantae; Streptophyta; Magnoliopsida; Cucurbitales; Cucurbitaceae. The coding region runs from base 655 to 1758 and encodes 367 amino acids.